AUGAGGAUCAUUAAGAGCAGAAAGCGUGGCAAGAACAAGAAACCAACGGUAGUCUUAAAAAUUCAUGUCAUUCAAGCUGAAAAUAUUGAAGCCUUGAAGACCUUCAAUUGCAACCCAGUGUGCUUUGUUACUACUAAUACGUUCUACAGUCAGAAGACGAACAAGCUCAAGAAUUCUAAUGCACACUGGAAUCAAACUUUGAAGAUUAAACUUCCGAGAAACCCAACAUCCGAAUGGUUAAGAAUUAUUGUAUACGACGCCCUGCCAACUGGAGCCCCCCCCACUACCCCGAAUAGAUCACGAACGAGUACUGCAAAUGCAUCUACAUUGACACUGUCAAAUUCGGGUCAAAAUUCUAACUCCCAUUCUUCGAGAAAUUUGAAUGUUACGUCAAAAGGUAAUCAAACUUCAACAUCAAUCAAUUCAGUAUCAUCCUCAGCUACAGCGACUGCAUCACAUUCUGCUUCAUCACUCUCAACAACAGGUCCUGGGCCGACGCACAAAAAUAGGAUAAAUAGCUACCUAUAUCUGGGUGAAGCAAAAAUUUCAUUGCUGGAACUAUUCAAGAGAAAGGACACCACAACGAGCUAUAAAUUUUCAAUUGAAGCUCAACGGUACCAUCUAUAUGAUAUGAAAAGAGGAAAAGACCAAAUUUCCUCAAACUCCAACUGUAUAGUGGGCGAUAUCUUGCUUGGAUUUAAGCUAGAAUGUAACGUUAAAAGAACGCCAACUUUCCAGGCUUUUAAUACCUGGAGAAAUGACUUGAAUACUUAUUUGGGUAGAAUAGAUAGAAAUAAGGCCCGCAUGAGAUCUUCCAGUUCUUUGCCACCCCCACUAGAAGAUAUGUUGAGCAAUAGUUCAAGUAUCAGUGGAAAUGAAAUGCGACUCGAGAAAACAUAUAGCGAUACUGAUUUAGCUCAAGAAGAAGAGGUCGAUGGCGAAGAUGAAAUAAACGAUGAGGAAUCUAUCGAGGAUAUGAAUAGCAGCGACAGCAUGUCUAUGGAAAGGACGUAUGAUAUUGACAAUGAUACUGUAUACGACUCUAUGUCUGAGGUUGUUUCGCUAAAUGAUGAAGGACUAGAUGUUCUAAAUGAUUUUGAAGAUGCAGAUCAUCCCAGUGUGCCAGACAUAAAUGUACAUGACAUCGAUGAAGAUACACGUAUCAGUUUAUCUUCAAUGAUAACAGCUUUGGAUGAAUAUGAUAUUGUAGAACCAGAGGAUGUUGCCAGAUUACCUGCAGUCUCGGAGAAUGACGCAACAUCGAUUGAUGAUGAAGAAUCUGAAGACCAACAGGAGAGUGAUGAAGACUUUGAUAUCUAUAAUGAGGACGAAAAUGAAGAUUCUGAUUCUCAAUCAAAUGAAUACAUCGGGAGCCGGCUUUUACAUCUGCAAAGAGGUAAACAUAAUAGAUCAUAUGCAAGUUACUUAUACAGAAGAGCAAAAAGCAAUUUUUUUAUAUCAAAAAAGGAACAUGCAAUGGGGGUUAUAUUUAUGCAUAUAGAGGCUAUCAAAAAUUUACCUGCAUUAAGGAACCGGUUAUCCAAGACUAAUUAUGAAAUGGAUCCAUUUAUCGUUAUUUCGUUUGGUAGAAGGGUAUUCAAAACAUCUUGGAGAAAACAUACUUUAAAUCCAGAAUUCAACGAAUAUGCCACUUUCGAAGUUUUUCCCCAUGAAACGAAUUUCGCUUUCAAUAUUAAAGUUGUUGAUAAGGACUCAUUUUCAUUUAAUGACGAUGUCGCAAAAUGCGAACUGGCUUGGUUUGAUAUGCUGCAACAGCAACAACAUGAAAACGAAUGGAUACCUUAUGAGAUACCAUUGGAUCUCACUGUUCAACCAGCAUAUGCUCCUAAGCAACCAACCUUAUAUUCGAGUUUCAAAUAUGUUUCAUAUUCGUUUUUAAAAAAUAGCUUUUGGAAAGAAGCUGUUGAUACAUCAGUUAAUUUGGAGAGACUUGACAUUAUUCAAGUAAUGCUUUACCUCGAACGUCUUGGUUCAUUCACGAUGGCCGAUUCUUUUGAACUAUUCCAGCAUUUCAAUAAAUCAGCUUGGGCCGGCCAGAGCAUUACUCGAUCACAAUUAGUUGAAGGGUUACAGUCAUGGAGAAAAUCCACCAAUUUUAAACGAAUUUGGACAUGUCCUAGGUGCAUGCGUUCGUGCAAACCAACUAGAAAUGCCAGGCGUUCCAAACUGGUUUUAGAGAAUGACUUGAUAACCCAUUUUGCCAUAUGCACGUUUUCAAAAGAACACAAAACCUUAAAGCCAUCAUACGUCUCGUCUGCAUUUGCCUCCAAAAGAUGGUUCUCCAAGGUUUUAAUAAAAUUGACUUAUGGCAAAUAUGCUUUGGGAUCCAACAAUGCAAACAUCUUGGUUCAAGACCGAGAUACAGGGAUAAUUAUAGAGGAGAAAAUAAGCGCACAUGUAAAGUUGGGAAUGAGAAUUAUAUAUAAUGGUAAAAGCCCUGAAUCUAAGAAAUUUAGAUCUCUCUUAAAGUCUUUGUCAGUUAGGCAAGGGAAAAAAUUUGACAGCACCGCAUCUGCCAAACAAAUCGAACCUUUCAUAAAGUUUCACUCGCUGGAUCUUUCACAAUGCCGAGAUAAAGAUUUUAAAACAUUUAAUGAGUUUUUUUACAGAAAACUAAAACCAGGAAGCCGACUGCCUGAAAGCACUAAUAAAGAAAUAUUGUUUUCGCCAGCAGAUUCAAGAUGUACAGUAUUCUCAACUAUACAAGAAUCGAAGGAAAUAUGGGUGAAAGGUAGAAAAUUUUCUAUUAAGAAGCUAGCCAGUAACUACAGUCCGGAGACAUUUAAUGACAAUAACUGCAGUAUCGGUAUAUUCAGGCUGGCGCCACAAGAUUAUCACCGGUUUCACUCACCUUGCAAUGGCAAGAUUGGGAAACCUAUAUAUGUGGAUGGAGAGUAUUAUACUGUAAAUCCAAUGGCUGUUCGUAGCGAGUUAGACGUUUUUGGUGAAAAUAUUAGAGUUAUUAUUCCCAUUGAUUCUCCUCAGUUUGGUAAACUAUUAUACAUACCUAUUGGUGCUAUGAUGGUUGGAUCCAUAUUAUUAACGUGCAAAGAAGAUGAUGUAGUUGAGAGUGGAGAGGAGCUAGGAUAUUUUAAGUUCGGAGGGUCUACUAUAGUAAUCAUUAUCCCGCACAAUAACUUCAUGUUUGAUUCUGAUCUUGUGAAAAACUCGUCAGAUGGUAUUGAAACGUUAGUCAAAGUCGGGAUGAGUAUAGGCCACACAUCAAAUGUGAAUGAAUUGAAGAGAGUUCGUAUCAAAGUAGACGAUCCAAAGAAAAUUGAACGGAUCAAGAGAACAAUAAGUGUUAGCGAUGAAAACGCCAAGGGUGCAGGAAAUGUAACAUGGGAAUAUCAUACGUUACGGGAAAUGAUGAAUAAUGAUUUUGCUGAGCUUUAA
Saccharomyces paradoxus is the source of this 3417-nucleotide messenger RNA. RefSeq names its product phosphatidylserine decarboxylase 2 (gene PSD2). Gene Ontology annotation, biological process: phospholipid biosynthetic process. The transcript has a single exon. Gene Ontology annotation, molecular function: phosphatidylserine decarboxylase activity. Bases 1 to 3417 code for a protein of 1138 amino acids. The record is from RefSeq and is a predicted model, not a curated record. Lineage: Eukaryota; Fungi; Ascomycota; Saccharomycetes; Saccharomycetales; Saccharomycetaceae.